AAACUUGGCAAAAAAAAUGUUUGUAUUUAUUGCACAUUUCAAGAUUUGGGAUUACUGAAUUCCCAAACAGAUCAAUGCAUACACUGAAAUUGUUGUGUUGGACGCUGGAAAAAGUAACUUGAUUUUUAUUCUCCAUACUGUAUAUGUCAAGAAUUUUAGCAGAUAAGAUGAGAUUUAGCUAAAUUUACAUAUAAACAUUAAGAAUUUCUGUUAUCAAUUACAAUGAACCUGAAAGCAGCAGUGAAAUUCUAGUCUGAGAGAUCUUUGCCCUAAUUCAAUUCCUUAGUCAUAGUUGCCAGUUACCAGAAUGGAGAAGAGGAAACGGAGAAGCAGCAGAUAGCAGACAGUGUGCCAGGAUUCCGGCCGCCGGCCGGUAUCCGGCAACCGGAGUUGAGCUUCUGUGCACGCCAUAUUGCAUUAUUGUAUUCUUGUUUUCCUUAGAAGGUUAGGAAGUAGUUUGUUAGUUAGCUGUCCAAAAGGGGAAAUUCCAAAUCUACCCAUCUCGGCAUAUCCAAUCUUCUUCCCCCGCCAUCGCCAUAAAAGCCGUUUCCCAGUUCUUCACGCAUCCUGUGGUUCUGAUCCAACGGUUGGAGUGAAGUAUCAGGGAGCGAAAAGCAGCCAUGGCUUCUCUACCCGCCCGAUUGAUUCUCUCUCUGCAAUUGCUGAUCCUGUUGUUCGGAUCCGGCUGCGCAAACCGAAUCCGCGACGGCGAGGCUACGGAAACCGUGGAAUUGCAAAAAAACCGGCGAGAGUUUGAUUUCUUCAAGCUCUCUCUCCUGUGGCCCGGCACCGAGUGUAGGCACACGCGCCGCUGCUGCUCCGCCAACGCCUGUUGCCGCUCGAACUCGCCCACUGAAUUCACAAUCCACGGACUCUGGCCUGAUUACAAUGAUGGAACUUGGCCAGCUUGUUGCAAAGGUUCCCAGUAUGAUGAAAGAGAGAUCUCAACACUGGCAAGUGCAAUGACAAAGUACUGGCCAACUUAUCAAUGUGGUUCUUCAUCUACUUGCCAUCACAGCAAAGGAUCAUUUUGGGCUCAUGAGUGGGAGAAACAUGGAACAUGCUCCUAUCCAGUUGUCCGGAACGAAUAUGAAUACUUUUUGACAACUCUGAAUGUUUUCUUCAAGUAUAAUGUUACGGAAGUGUUGUACAAAGCUGGAUAUGUGCCCUCAAAUUCUGAAAAGUAUCCAUUAGGAGGCAUCAUCUCAGCCAUUCAAAAUGCUUUCCAUGCAACCCCAGAAUUGACAUGUUCUGGUGGUGCUGUUGAGGAGCUUCGACUAUGCUUCUACAAGAAUUUUGAGCCACGCGACUGUGCUACACAAUCUAGCCUCAAUAGUUUCAAAGGCUCAUCUUGCCCCAAGUAUGUCAGCUUACCUGCACAGACAUCAGCAUUGAGGCUAGCAAACAAUGAAGAAGAAGCAUCUUUGUCUACAAUGUAGAUGGUUGCCCAUACUUGAGAUUACCAUAAUGCCAAAUGGCAGUAGCUCAUUGGUUUACAUAUAUAUUGUUGUGAUUAGUAUGAAUUACUCUGUGAUCCAUACAUCAACUGGCAAAAAUGGAGUGUUGACAAGCUCUCAUUGUAAAGGAUAUUAGGUUGGGAUUAUCCUAGCAAAUUUUUAAUUUUUUUUGUUUU
Molecule: messenger RNA, 1633 nt
Organism: Ipomoea nil (Japanese morning glory)
Lineage: Eukaryota; Viridiplantae; Streptophyta; Magnoliopsida; Solanales; Convolvulaceae
Product: ribonuclease 2-like
Exons: 9
Coding region: 621-1439 (272 amino acids)
Biological process (GO): RNA catabolic process
Cellular component (GO): extracellular region
Molecular function (GO): RNA binding; ribonuclease T2 activity
Source: RefSeq, a predicted model, not a curated record